GUUUAUAGGUUCCAGAGUCUAGAGUGUCUAUGUCCGUGUCCGUGUAUGUAGAAGAGAAAAAGUGGUUGUCCCUUUCUUUUCCCUUCUUUCCCUGAGAUCUGAGAGAAACCAUCCAAAAGAUAAGAGCCAGAAACAAAGAAAAAUCACAACAAGAAAUCUUUGCAUGAUGGAACUUGUUCAAGGUAACACUUUGGUAUUGAUUGAGUAAACCAGAAGAAAACCAACUCAGAAAGAUUGGAAAAUUCAGCAGCAAGAAGAACCUUUCACAUGUGAUGCACCUUUGAAAACAGAACGUGGGGUUGGAAGAUUCACACCGUGGAACCGUGCAAGCCAUCAAUCUAACUCUCCCAAACACAUUUUCACUCUCUAACAAAAGGAUUCACUGAGGGAAACCCAUCAGGAAAACAAUCAAACCUGCUUUGUGGCACUGUUUGAUCACUCAUUCAAUGAAGGAAGCUGACAGAAGCAGCUUGGAUCCACAGCUAUGGCACGCAUGCGCCGGCGGCAUGGUUCAGAUGCCGCCGGUGAACUCCAAGGUGUUCUACUUCCCACAGGGGCACGCGGAACACGCACAGUGCAGCGUGGACUUCGCAGCUUCCCUAAGAAUCCCACCGCUCAUCCUCUGCCGCGUCGCCGCCGUGAAAUUCUCCGCCGACCCAGAAACCGAUGAAGUGUUCGCCAAGAUGAGGCUGGUUCCCCUGAGAAACUCAGAGCUUGAUCACGAAGAUGGCGGUGAUGGUGCUUCUGAUGGAAACGCCACCGAGGGUUCAGAGAAGCCAGCGUCGUUCGCCAAGACGUUAACACAGUCCGAUGCUAACAACGGUGGCGGUUUCUCUGUUCCGCGGUACUGCGCGGAGACCAUUUUCCCACGGCUGGAUUACUCGGCUGAACCGCCGGUUCAGACCGUCAUCGCCAAGGACGUUCACGGCGAGGUUUGGAAGUUCCGGCACAUAUACAGAGGCACGCCGCGCCGGCACUUGCUGACAACCGGGUGGAGCAGUUUUGUCAACCAGAAGAAGCUCGUUGCAGGGGACUCUGUCGUGUUUCUGAGAGCUGAAAACGGCGAUCUCUGCGUCGGGAUUCGCCGGGCCAAGAGGGGUAUCGGCGGCGGGGCAGAGGUGCCGUCCGGGUGGAGUUCCGGCGCCGGUGCCGGAAACUGCGGUCUUGGGCCUUAUGGGGCUUUUUCUGUGUUCUUGAGAGAAGAAGGUAAGCUUUUGAGGAAUGGUUGUGGCGGUGGCAACUCGAGUCCUGGCGGUGUUGGAAGGCCAAAAGUGAGUGGUGAAUCUGUGAGGGAAGCUAUGGCAUUGGCUGGGAGCAAUCAAGCUUUUGAGGUUGUUUACUAUCCGAGAGCUAGUACUCCUGAGUUUUGCAUCAAGACUUCAGCUGUGAAAGCUGCUAUGAGGAUUCAAUGGUGUUCUGGGAUGAGGUUUAAGAUGCCAUUUGAAACUGAGGAUUCUUCAAGGAUAAGCUGGUUUAUGGGGACCAUAGCUUCUGUUCAGGUUGUUGAUCCUAUACGUUGGCCUAAUUCCCCUUGGAGACUUCUUCAGGUUACUUGGGACGAGCCAGAUUUGCUACACAAUGUGAAGCGUGUAAGCCCGUGGCUGGUUGAGUUAGUCUCAAACAUGUCAACCAUCCACCAUCUCACACCCUUCUCUCCUCCGCGGAAGAAGCUCCGGUUUCCGCCACACCCGGACUUCCCGCUUGACAUUCAAUUUCCGUUACCGGCGUUUUCAGGCAACCCCCUCGGGCCUAGCAGCCCCUUGUGUUGUCUAUCUGACAAUGCUCCUGCAGGCAUACAGGGAGCCAGGCAUGCUCAAAUUGGAAUAUCUCUCUCAGAUAUCCACCUCCACAACAAACUGCAGUUGGGGGUGCUUCCAACUAACAUAACCAACCAUGAUCAUAAAAGCAAGGAAAGCUUAUCAUGCUUGCUCACCAUGGGAAAUUCUCAAAAAAGUUUGGAGAAAUCUGAUGAUGAUGUGAAGAGACACCAAUUUUGGCUUUUUGGUAAACCGAUACUCACUGAGCAACAAAUUUCUAGAAGAAGAGCUUCUAGUGAUGAUGAUAAUGUGUUGUUGUCUCAGAAUUGUAAUUCACCAAAGAAAGAGAAGUGGUUUUUUGGUGACUCUCAAAUCCAAUCAUCACCAGAAAAGUCUUCUACUACUUCUAGUGGUGAAUUCUCUUGGCAACUUGGUUUGGACACUGGUCAUUGCAAGGUUUUCUUGGAGUCAGAAGAUGUGGGAAGAACACUGGACCUGUCACGUGUUGGUUCUUAUGAAGAGCUUUAUAGGAGACUGGCCAACAUGUUUGGAAUGGAAAGGUCUGAGCUGUUGAGUCAUGUGCUCUACCGUGACUCCACAGGUGCUGUUAAACAUACUGGUGAAGAACCCUUCAGUGACUUCAUGAAGACAGCAAAAAGAUUGACCAUUCUGACAGAUUCUGCAGGCAGCAAAGAUACUAGAAGGGUCUUGAUUACAGGAACUAGGAAUGCUGAACGUGGAUUGGAUGCGUCAAAUAAGACAGGUCCUCUGAGUAUAUUUGCUUAAUAUGGUGUGGCACAUGAGACUUUGGUUUUUAGCUUUGAUUUGUGAAGUUUGAAGGAUGUAGUUACCACUCUUACUUACUAGAGGAGACUGAAUAUGAAGUAAACUUUCACAUUCUAUAAAGAAGAUUGCCAUAUUUUUGUUUAUCUGAAGUUGAAGAAAACAAUGAUUAUUCCUCUAUUAUGGACAAUUGCUAUUCAAUAUUAACCAAGAUUUGGGUUCCCUUUUAUGUAAGCUGCUAGGGAUCUCCAGUGUAGUUUACACGAUGCGGGGCUAAAACGUUUGUGCUACUGUGCGAAACCAUUUGUUUGGAUCUUAUA
Messenger RNA from Lotus japonicus, 2860 nucleotides. Its product is annotated as auxin response factor 18-like. Lineage: Eukaryota; Viridiplantae; Streptophyta; Magnoliopsida; Fabales; Fabaceae. Gene Ontology annotation, molecular function: protein binding; DNA binding. Bases 447 to 2543 code for a protein of 698 amino acids. Gene Ontology annotation, biological process: response to hormone; regulation of DNA-templated transcription. The record is from RefSeq and is a predicted model, not a curated record. The transcript is spliced from 6 exons. Gene Ontology annotation, cellular component: nucleus.